This is a messenger RNA of Pseudozyma flocculosa PF-1, 1326 nucleotides long. RefSeq lists its product as uncharacterized. NCBI's taxonomy places the organism in Eukaryota, Fungi, Basidiomycota, Ustilaginomycetes, Ustilaginales, Ustilaginaceae. The record is from RefSeq and is a predicted model, not a curated record. The coding region runs from base 1 to 1326 and encodes 441 amino acids. The transcript is spliced from 2 exons.
AUGUCCCCGCACGCGAUCGCUCCUAUGCCGGCGCUCUUCGCUGCCCUCGCCGCCCUGCUGGUCUGCCUUGCGCCCGUGCUCCGCGUAGCGGCAUACCAAGCCUUCCCCGAGAGCGAUGCCAAUCGCACCUUUGACACUACUUUCAGCAUCAGCCCGCCGCCUGGCAGCGUCCCACCACAUCUCCGAGGCGCCACCUUCCAGCUCUACAACUACAUCACGCCCGACUACGAUCCCUCCCGCGUCCGCCGCGCCGUCAUUGCGCUUCACGGUCUCGGCCGCGACGCCUGGGGCUACUUUGACCAGACCAACGAGGCGCUGCACAAUGCCACCUCGCGCAGGGACCGCAAGAGCAAGCGUCCUCGCCUUGCCCGCGACGAGGUCGUCAUCAUGGCGCCCCUCUUCAUGAACGACGAAGACCAAGGCGGCUUCCCGGUCGACGAACAGGGCAACCCCACCACCUCGGCGCUCGUAUGGCCAAAGAACAAGUGGGCAGAGGGCGCAGACACCAUCCUUCCCGCCACGAUCUACGACGAAGACGGCGACGAGGUCUCUGCCCCGGGCAUCUCGAGCUUCGAGGCGCUCGACGAGGUCAUCCGCUACUUUUCCAACCAGAGCGUCUUUCCGAGGCUCAACACCAUCAUCAUUGCUGGGCACAGUCUUGGCGCCCAGAUGGUUCAGCGCUACGCUCUGAUAGGCUCGGUGCCUAGCGGCGAGACGCCGGUCCACUUUGUGGUCGCCAAUCCGGGAUCAUUCGCCUACCUCAGUGAUUGGCGCCCGCGCAACUACGCCGGGUGUCCAGAGACGUUCAACGCGUGGAAGUUUGGCCUGGGUAGCUACGGCCAGCGCUAUCUUUCCGAUUUCAUAUCGCAGUCGCUGGACACGUCCAACGACAUCGAGAGCGUUGUGGCCAGGUACCGGCGGCGGGUCGUGUCUUACUUGUUCGGGUUGGCCGACGACGGCCUCGGCGAUACUGGCUGCGAAGCGCGCGCCCAGGGGCUCAACCACCUCAGUCGCGGACGCAACUUUGUCAAGCACCUCUCGGGGAUGGACGACGGCUUCCCCGACACCCACUCGGUCGAAUACAUCCGAGGUGUGGCCCACGAUGCGCUAGGCAUGUUCACCAGCCGCGCCGGCCUAGAGCGCUUGUUCUACAUCAACCUCGACGGGACCGAGCUGCCCACGGCGGUCGGAGACGACGACAGGGGCAUCAACCGCUGGCUAUUCGAGCAGAUGAACUCGGCAUGCGGGGAGUCGACCGGCACGACCACCGCGAUCCUCUCGUCCAUGAUGGCGGCAGCGACGGCGUGGUGGCUGGUCUCGACGUGA